UGCCAUACACAACAUUGUUAAUGACAGUGUUUCCAGAAGGAUCACGACAUCUGGAGCUUUAAGCUUGAGAACAUGGGGUUCUGUAGCAUGUUGCUCUUAUCCAAUAUCCUCAUAACUGCAUGGCUUUCUCCAGCUAAAGGGGAAGUCCAAGUGAAACCUUGUGAUUUUCCACAAUUCAAAUAUGGACAUCUGUAUUACGGAGAAAGAGUGAGACCCUACUUCCCAGUAUCUAUAGGAAAGAAAUACAGCUAUUACUGUGAAAAAGAGUUUUCAACACCUUCAGGAUCAUACUGGGACUACGUUCUUUGUACAGCACAUGGGUGGGAGCCUGAAGUCCCAUGCCUCAGGAAAUGUAUUUUCCAUUAUGUGGAGAAUGGAAAAUCUUCAUACUGGGAAAAAUUAUAUAUACAGGGCCAAACUGUAAAAGUCCAGUGUCACAAUGGCUAUAGUCUUCCAAAUGAUCAGGACACAAUGACAUGUACAGAGAAUGGCUGGUCCCCUCCUCCUAAAUGCAUCCGUAUCAGUAAGUAACCAGCCCUUACAUCA
This is a messenger RNA of Mus pahari (shrew mouse), 546 nucleotides long. RefSeq names its product complement factor H related 3 (gene Cfhr3). The record is from RefSeq and is a predicted model, not a curated record. Lineage: Eukaryota; Metazoa; Chordata; Mammalia; Rodentia; Muridae. The transcript is spliced from 3 exons. The coding region runs from base 73 to 531 and encodes 152 amino acids.